UUGGAGAGCGGUAGCACGACGCAUGCGUCAAGCCUAGACUCCGGCGAAGGAAAUGAGCCCAAAAUAACCUCAGCAAAUUCUCCUUCACUCCUCAGUAUAUUGUAGUAGUCUACUAGUACUACUAGACCACGAUAAUAAGUAUCUGGACGGAGUUAACCUAAGAGACUGUUUCUCUCUAGCUGGAGAGACUGUCAGACUGGCGACUAUGUUGAUAGCGGUGGGUGGCGACCCGAGCAGCCGGCCGAGCGCCGGUGGCCAGGGGAAGAAAAACCGAAGAAAGGGCAAGAAGAACCGGCGGGCCCCCGGGGAGCCAGCCGGGGCGGACGGGGUGGACGGCAGGUGUCGGAUGGCCUCUACUGAUGAGCUCAGUCAGAUCCUCAGAGACGCGUCCCCCAGCUCGUACACACUGCCGGCCCUCCUGAGCUCGACUCUGGACACACCUGCCUGUCCACCUGGUCCUCCUACCCGCCACGACACCACAGGCCCGGGUAUUACCCAGGAUCCCCCCCCGCAAAGACCUCCAUCCUCCCACCAAAGACUAAUUCAAUCACCUCCAUAUAAUACUCCUUCCGACCAGAAUCACCUCCGCCCGGACCCACCUCCACCUCCAGGCCCUCCUCCGUCCUCAGGCCCUCCUCCACCUCCAGGCCCUCCUCCAUCGUCAGGCCCUCCUCCAUCCCCAGGCCCUCCUCCAUCCCUAGGCCCUCCUCCAUCGUCAGGCCCUCCUCCAUCCCCAGGCCCUCCUCCGUCCUCAGGCCCUCCUCCAUCCCCAGGCCCUCCUCCAUCCCUCUGGCCUCCUCCACCCCCAGGCCCUCCUCCAUCCCUAGACCCUCCUCCAUCCCUAGACCCUCCUCCGUCCUCAGGCCCUCCUCCACCCCCAGGCCCUCCUCCAUCCCCAGGCCCUCCUCCGUCCUCAGGCCCUCCUCCAUCCCUAGGCCCUCCUCCAUCCCUCUGGCCUCCUCCACCCCCAGGCCCUCCUCCACCCCCAGGCCCUCCUCCAUCGUCCUUCGUUCCUCCUUCCCCUGCGUCUCUGGCCACUGCCUCUGCGACGCUUACUAGCCAACCAGCCACCCUGUCAUCAUCUAACUGCAAUCAGACCACGCCCAAUCAGACUCUGAGCCCGCCUCCUCCGGAUUUUAACCUGCCACCUCCUGGUUUGACUCCGCCUCCACUUGAGCUGCUGGGGUCUGACGACGAAGAGCAAGAGGACUCUUCUGACUACUGUAAAGGGGGCUACUACCCGGUGCAGAUCGGGGAUCUGUUCAACGCUCGCUACCACGUGGUCCGGAAGCUGGGCUGGGGACACUUCUCCACCGUCUGGCUCUGCUGGGACCUACAAAAGAAGAGGUUUGUUGCACUAAAAGUUGUCAAAAGUGCGCUGCACUACACAGAGACGGCACUGGAUGAGAUUAAACUACUUCGAUGUGUGAGGGACAGCGACCCUACUGACGGCUACAGAGAGACCAUGGUCCAGCUGAUCGAUGACUUCAAGAUCUCCGGAGUCAACGGCGUUCAUGUGUGUAUGGUGAUGGAGGUUCUCGGUCACCAGUUGUUGAAGUGGAUCAUUAAGUCCAACUACAUGGGGCUACCUCUGGUCUGUGUUAAAUCCAUCAUCAGACAGGUCCUGCAGGGUCUCCACUACCUCCACACCAAGUGUAAGAUCAUCCACACGGACAUCAAGCCGGAGAACAUCCUGCUGGACGUGGACGAGCUGUACAUCCGGAGGCUGGCGGCCGAGGCCACCGUGUGGCAGAGGGCCGGGGCCCCACCCCCCUCCGGAUCCUCAGUCAGUACGGCCCCAAGGGAUGCUCAGGGUAAGAUUUCCAAAAACAAAAAGAAGAAGAUCAAGAGAAAAGCCAGACGACAACAGAGACUCUUGGACGAGAGAGUAGUCGACCUCCAGAGAAUGGAAGAUAAAAGCAGCGAUCCGUCUCACACUGAUGACAUCAGCGGCUGCCAGGAGGCGGGUCCACUGCCUUCCUUGGUUGUCAAUGGCAACACUUCCUGGUCCACCACCGAGAAGAACGCCAGUCCGGGAUCUGGAUCCUCCUGGUUGGACGAAAGCUGUAAUGGGCGGUUCUCCAGUCCAGCCUCUGGCCUAUCAGGGAUGUCCGACUCUGUGAUUUCAGCAACGUCUGAGUCAGCACUUUCCUCCUUAUCAGGAUACUCAAGUGGACGAGACGUGUUCAGUGCAGCAGACUUCCUGGUCAGUCCGUUGGAUCCCAGGAACGCAGACAAACUUCGUGUCAAAAUUGCUGAUCUGGGCAAUGCAUGCUGGGAGUACAAACAUUUCACGGAGGACAUCCAGACCCGGCAGUACCGCGCUCUGGAGGUUCUGAUCGGAGCGGAGUACGGAACCGCAGCCGACAUCUGGAGCACCGCCUGUAUGGCGUUUGAGCUGGCCACUGGAGACUACCUGUUUGAACCGCACUCAGGAGAAGACUACACCAGAGACGAAGACCACAUCGCCCACAUCAUGGAGCUGCUGGGGCCGAUCCCCGUCCCCUUCGCCCUGUCCGGACGAUACUCCAGAGAAUACUUUGAUAGAAGAGGUGAGCUGCGCCACAUCGCCAGCCUGAAGCCCUGGGCGUUGUUCGAGGUCCUGCUGGAGAAGUACGAGUGGCCCCUGGAGCGGGCCGCCCAGUUCAGUGACUUCCUGCUCGUCAUGCUACAGCCAGACCCCCAGACCCGGGCCAGCGCCGCCCAGUGCCUGGAGCACCCCUGGCUCAACACAUAGACCCUGACCAACCCUCCCCUGGCUCAACACAUAGACCCUGACCAACCCUCCCCUGGCUCAACACAUAGACCUCAACACCUAACCCCUGGCUCAACACAUAGACCCUGACCAACCCUCCCCUGGCUCAGCCCAUAGACCCUCAACACCUCACCCCUGGAUUAAUACAUAGACCCUGAACACCUAACCCCUGGAUUAAUACAUAGACCCUGAACACCUACCCCUGGAUUAAUACAUAGACCUCAACAGCUAUCCCCUGGCUCAGCCCAGAGACCCUGACCAACCCUCCCCUGGCUCAGCAGAUAGACCCUGAACACCUAACCCCUGGAUUAAUACAUAGACCCUGAACACAUAACUUCUGACUUGUUACAUAGAUCCCUGAACACUUAACCCCUGGAUUAAUACCUAGACCCUGAACACAUAACUUCUGACUUGUUACAUAGACACUGGACACAUAACUCCUGGCUCAGUACAUAGACCCUGAACACCUAACCCCUGGAUUAAUGCAUAGGACCCCCCCCCCCCCCCUCGCAAUACUUUUAACACCUGACCCCAACACCUAAUCCCUGAGCUCUGUCACUGGAGACGUGGAUGAAGACUGAGUGGUAAACGGGUGUAUAGAGCAGGUCUGAGCUGGUCUGUAUAGAGCAGGUCUAAGCUGGUCUAGUGUAGGAGGGGUACAGAGCAGGUCUGAGCAGGUGUGUAUAGAGUAGGUCUGAGCUGGUCUAGGGUAGGAGGGGUAUAGAGCAGGUCUGAGCUGAACUAGGGAAGGAGGGGUCUGUAUAGAGCAGGUCUGAGCUGGUGUUAAGGGAGAGGUGUAGGUCUACUGAAGUGGUGAAGAGAAAAGUCACCCAGCUCAACAAGCCUUUGACUCCCUCCUCCCUGCGUCGCUAAAGUCGAAGGUCUCCACAAGCUAUUCCACCGGAGGAGAUUCAGGAUGUAUACUUUGUGGGAACAGACGGCUGACCAACAGAGCUCGGCUUCAGAAAACACACGACAGUUUUGUAUUGAUAGUGUUCAUUAUAUUUAUAUUUAUAUUCAACAUGGAGGCCGAUAGGUUAGAGCAAUACCUGGCUGUAAACUAUUGCCUGUGUUUUGUAUUGAUAGUGUUCAUUACAUUUAUAUUUGACAUGGACUGCCGCUGUUGGAAUGAUUCUUGGCUGUAAACUCUCAUUAGCCAUCAGUGAAGUAGCACCAGUAGGUCCCUCCUACUGGCACGUUGGGAUUAUGAGUGUUAGCUGGGUUAGCUCGUCCUCAUGGUCACAUGUAUAAGAUGCUGUAUCCUAGGGUCACUCCUCCACAUGUUAGGGUCUCUAUUGUGUUCUGGAUUCUGUAAACAGUGCCUUGUGUCCCGUGGAGUCAGGAUGGAAGCUGCAUCUUUUCUAAACACGUGUACCAUAACGAUGAAUCACUUGUGAUGAACUUGUGACAUGUUUCAUUUGUGCAAAUAAAGUAUUUAAGAACGACGGUUACACCUUUUCUUACUGAAGGAUUUAACACUGCAGUGCUCAUGAAGGCAAUACCGUCCUUGUAUAUCUAUAUAUCUAUAACAGCGCAUUCUUAAAAGUCUUAAAUUCAUGUUUCUAAAUUUAAGGCCUUGAAAAGUCUUAAAUUCGUUACAAAUGUCAUAUGCUGGUCUUAAAUACUGUAACUCAAGGUCUUAAAUUUGUCGGGGCAUUAUUUUUCUCGUGGGACUUUUCAGGAAGGACAUGUAGAGAGGCUUCUUUCUUGCUAGCUGCAUAUAUAAACGAUUAUCUGCGUGCUUGCUAGCUAGUCUGCGACAAUGGGUAGGUGAAUGAGUCUCAUUGAGUGACACACAUGCUAUGCUUGGGUUAUAAUACAGCGGGAUCCCCCCCACCAUCGCGUGUUUUAGGUCUUGAAUUUCAUUCAAGGUGGUAUUAAAAAGUCUUAAAUUUGACUUGCUGAAACCUGCAG
Gadus chalcogrammus (walleye pollock) is the source of this 4669-nucleotide messenger RNA. RefSeq names its product SRSF protein kinase 3 (gene srpk3). Gene Ontology annotation, molecular function: protein kinase activity; ATP binding. The coding region runs from base 206 to 2737 and encodes 843 amino acids. NCBI's taxonomy places the organism in Eukaryota, Metazoa, Chordata, Actinopteri, Gadiformes, Gadidae. Gene Ontology annotation, biological process: regulation of mRNA processing; spliceosomal complex assembly; protein phosphorylation. The transcript has 17 exons. The record is from RefSeq and is a predicted model, not a curated record.